AUGCGGAUAGUGGACGCGAGUAGCGCGCGCGCCGGCGUGUACAUUUCCAUUACCGUUUACGUAUUCGCGAUCGCGUACUCGCUGUAUGCUGAUAUAAAACUCUAAAGACUACAAAAGUUAAUUGUGACAGCUCUCAACAUUCUAAAUUUGAAUAUCGAUUCGACGCCUAAAAAGCGAUUUAAUUGAAGUGAGAUUGAUCGAUUGUGAUACGAAUACAGUUUUUUUGUGAAGCGAAAUUCGACGUUAAAUCGAUUGGCAGUGUUGUGAAUGGGAAAUGAAGUUUUAUAAGUGUCAUGUUGUGAAGUGAUUCGUAAGUUAUUUUUAAGCUGGGCUGCAUAAAGGCCUACCGGCAGAGCGAAACCUUGCCAACGCCACAUGUCACCAAGAAAUGAUUCCGAUUAUAGUGAGAGUUUGGUGCGAAAGUGGCGCAGGCUGGUCUCCUACCGCAGUGCCUGUCACUCCACAGACCACCAGCAGAGAUGUGCUGGAGUGUUGUCGGGAGCCGGGAGACGAGCCCUGUCUUCUGAUAAGCGUGCAUCCUCAUCAUGGAGUGCAUGUCCUGAGGGAUCAGGAGUCUCCCCUGGAGUUGGCGUCGGCAUGGGGGCCGGAUGUACAAUUUGUACUGAAGUACGUCGAUGAAGAGACGGGGGACACGGAUAAGAGCAAUGGUAUGAAGGAGCCGGGAUCACCUGAAGAACUGUUGGGGGAAGGGGUGGAGCUGACCCUUGGUGAGCUUCGCGCGAUGGCUCUCCGGCAACAGCAACAGAUAGACACCCAGCACCAACUACUGUGCGCCAAAGAGCAGAGGCUACGGUACCUGAAGCAACAAGAAGCGAGGCAACAUCAGGUGGCUGUAGAAGGGGAGAGGCUUCGAAGGUUGCGCGAACGAGUAGAGGCCCAAGAACAAAAGCUGCGAAGACUAAGAGCGUUACGAGGUCAACUCGAUAGAAAUAAACAAACUAACAUAGCAUUAACUAGUGACCUAGAAUCAAUACGGGCCUUAUUCAAUGAGAAGGAGAAAGAGUUAUCGGUGGCUGUGGCCAAGGUGGAAGAGUUGACGAGACAGCUGGAGGAGUUGAGAAGAGGAAGAGUCCAGCCGGCGCCUCCGUCGGCACACGAGCUUGAUAAACUUCGACGAGAACUUAUGUACCGCAACAAACUAAAUGAACAACAGAACGGAAGGCUAUCAGCUCAGCGUGCAGCACUGGGAGCUCGACAAGAGGAGAUGAGGAGUAUCGACAGAAGAGUGUCGGAACUCCAAGCGAGGUUGCUGAGGAAGAGAGCGCUGAACCGGCAACUUGCGGCGGCACAUCGACAGCCCCAGCAAAGAGUCAAUAACAGUACACCGAUGCAACAGCUCCCUAAUUAUCCCGCCGGUAACAACCCCAUGAACAGUCAACCAAAGAACCAGCAGUCACGAGGCAACGUAGCAGCUGUGGAGCCCUACAACCAUAUUCCUCAGGCGCAGAGUGUCAACAACACAAACUUCCAGGGUAUGAAACAAAACAAUGUGCCACUGAAACAACUCACACAAAGUGACAACAUUCAAACACAUUUAACACAACAAGAAGCGCAUUAUCUGCAGCAAAAGCAAAUGAUGAACCCACUUUACAAUGGCAAUUACCCACACAUGCAACAACAACUUCAAGACAGCCAAUACCCGGGACAGUAUUCAAAUAAACACGACAUGAAUGCGAUCAACAAUAUACAGCAGGGAAUAACAAACUCAUACGACGCGAAGACAAUAUUCGAUUAUGUUAACAAAUACAAUGAAUAUCCGAAACAACCUCAAUACAGCCCAAACAGCAACAGCAGUUCAAACAGCAACCAAACAGGAAAGGAAACUAAAAUAAACGAGCAAGAAUUCCCACCAGAAUUCGCUGCAAGUAAAUCUGAUCCGAAGUAUCAGACACUGCCAUACAACACGAAAUUCCCCAAUCCAAAUGUUAAAGUAAAACAAAAUGAAGUCAAUGGAAAAACGAAUGAUUUGGAUAAGAAUCAAAGUCAGCAGAAUAUAAACCAUAUGACGGUACAUUCUACCCCGUUAUCAGUUGUGAACAAAAGCUUAGCAACACCAUUAAGUCAAGCAGAAUUGGCAUAUCAAGAACAAGCAUAUCAGCUACAAAAAUCAGAUUCUUCUGGAAGAUGUAAUCAAGAAGGGAAGGAAAACCAUACAUAUCAGCAAAACUCUAGGUUAAGUUCAAGUAAUAGUCAAAACGAUUCUAGAAACAAUGGAAAGAAUCAACAGGGAAGUGUCCCAAAGGGCUCGCCCAGUAUGGUGUCAAGUUCGACUACUGCUAGCAGUUCUAUUGGAUUCGGGAAGCCCGUGUCAAGCGUUGCACCCACAUCGGUUCAGCUCUCGAGUGCCAAACCAUCCCCCAUUUACCAGACAUCAUCAACAAAAAUCCAACCUGUUCAACCACAAACAGUUCAAACGCAAACCAUAACUGCACCCACAAAUGCUAACACGGUGAAUUCCCAAAACCAGAUCAUAAGAAACACCGCGUCGGGACUUUCGAAUAGUACAGGGAGCUCUAACUUCAAUGGCCAGAACGCGUCAUCACAGAGCAUUCUGUUAUCGCCACCACAAAGUGCCAGCACCCCACUAUCGACUCCAGAUGUUAGUGGCACUGAUAAAUCGCCUAAGCCUGCACUACCUCCAAAGCCUAGUGUUAAGACUCCACCUCGCCAGUCAGUGAACAAUGACAUCGGCUUUGCACAAACAGAAUCUAACCCACUGACACUCCCAGACAGUUCUAACGAGAGUGACAGUCACAAGGAAACCAAUGGAGGAAACGAGAUGAUCAUAAAAGCUCGUCCUCUAACAAUACGCAAACCGCCAAUGAGUGAGCAACCUAAGUUAAGGAAUCAUAUCAUGUCCAAAAAUGGUAUCAACGCUGGUAUGAACAGGAGAAUCGAAAUGCCACCAUCAUUCCUAUUCCCUGAAAUAGACCGGCAAGAAGCCAAUGAGAUGCCAAAUGGAAAGGACAAAAAACAAAAAGAUGAAGUAGACAGAGCUUUGAAUAACAACAUAUCAAAUAUAAGCGAUAAAGAAGAGAGUAAAGAUACGGUGUCGGAUAUCACAGAGCAAAUCAGUUCUGUGGACUUGAACGGUCAGGAUUCUCCGAGGUCUGAGAAUGUUCUGAGGCGGUCAAAGAAGGGUAAUUUGAAGCAAGGUGGAAAAGCUCCUCUCGCGAGGCGAGUGAGUUUUGAUCCUCUCGCUUUGUUAUUGGAUGCUAGUCUUGAGGGAGAAUUGGAACUCGUGAAGAAGACAGCAACUCAGGUACAAAAUGCAAGCGCUGCUAACGACGAGGGUAUAACUGCUUUACAUAAUGCCAUCUGUGCCGGCCAUUUUGAAAUAGUCAAGUUUUUAGUGGAGCUGGGUUGUGAUGUGAACGCCCAGGAUUCAGAUGGAUGGACUCCCCUCCACUGCGCAGCCUCCUGUAACAAUCUUCCCAUGGUGCGAUUCCUCGUUGAUAAUGGUGCUUGUAUUUUUGCGACAACUCUAUCUGAUCACGAGACAGCAGCUGAAAAAUGUGAAGAAGACGAAGAGGGAUUCGAUGGCUGUUCGGAAUAUCUUUACAGCGUCCAAGAGAAGUUAGGCAUCAUGAAUGGAGGCAUCGUAUAUGCCGUGUUCUCGUACGCGGCGGCGCGCAACGACGAACUAUCGUUCGAGAGCGGCGCUCGCCUGCAGGUGCUCAGGAAGGGAGACGACAACGAGCGAGAAUGGUGGUGGUGCAAAGACGACUCCGGUCAUGAGGGUUACGUGCCCAGGAACUUGCUGGGGUUAUAUCCCCGAGUAACUCCACAACAAGAUUGAACAUGUCACGGCUUAACUUAUGGACCUAAUCUCUAGCUGUAAAUAGACUGUAGUUAAUAAUUGUUUAUGUAUUAUAUAUCUGUAUGUAUGUAAUCUUAUAUAUUGUAUACAAUUUUAUGAGAUCUAAUAUUUUGUAAAUAUUUAACUAUUACUUAAGUGCAAAACGAAUGAGAUUAUAUUAUUAUUGUACAUACAUUUUAUAAAAAUCGAGUCAUCAUUGUUAUUCUUUAUGGUUUGUCUAGUUUUAUUUGCAAAUAUUGUGAAUUAUUACGCAUAAAUUGACAAUAUAAAAUAAUAAUUAUUACAAUUA
This is a messenger RNA of Leptidea sinapis, 4130 nucleotides long. It is a transcript of the gene ASPP, whose product is annotated as apoptosis-stimulating of p53 protein 2. The record is from RefSeq and is a predicted model, not a curated record. Gene Ontology annotation, cellular component: nucleus. NCBI's taxonomy places the organism in Eukaryota, Metazoa, Arthropoda, Insecta, Lepidoptera, Pieridae. The transcript is spliced from 18 exons. Bases 389 to 3820 code for a protein of 1143 amino acids. Gene Ontology annotation, biological process: regulation of apoptotic process; signal transduction. Gene Ontology annotation, molecular function: p53 binding.